This is a messenger RNA of Rhagoletis zephyria (snowberry fruit fly), 1143 nucleotides long. It is a transcript of the gene MrgBP, whose product is annotated as MRG/MORF4L binding protein. Gene Ontology annotation, biological process: regulation of transcription by RNA polymerase II. NCBI's taxonomy places the organism in Eukaryota, Metazoa, Arthropoda, Insecta, Diptera, Tephritidae. Gene Ontology annotation, cellular component: nucleus; NuA4 histone acetyltransferase complex. The record is from RefSeq and is a predicted model, not a curated record.
CCCAUUAUUCACACAAAGAAAAAUAAGGAAACACGAGUUUGUGUGUCUUUUCGCCCGGCAUUCAUUUGGACUGCUCAAGAACAUUAUCAAUUUCGCUGAAAACGUGUUAGUGUGGAAAAUUGUGAAAUCUUUUAGAUUUUCCAAUAUGACGGUUUCGCGGGAAAAGGCAUCAAUUUCGGCGGUGCCCCCCAGCGAUAGUGAACAAAUCGAAUGGUCGGCCGAGGAGGAAAUACAAUUGUUUUUCGCAUUGGAGGGUUUGAAGCCUGUUGGCAUUAACAAACAUUUCUACAUGGUUUGUAUUGCUGAUCGCCUAUCAAAGAAUUUGCAACGUGAUGUUCCAGCAGAAGCAAUAUGGGCACAUUUGCGCACUAUGUACAAUUUAGAUGUUUUGGAUGAGUUGGAGCCGCUACCGUUUCCUAACGAGGAAAAAGAAUUCUCAUUACCGGAAAUAGAGUUUUCGGCUUUGCUGUCAAAAAAACGUGCAGAGUGUGAAGAGAAACAACGGCUAAGCAGCGUAGAUUCCACUGGAGGUCCGCCUUCGAUUAUUGCCGUGGCUACUGAUAACACCACAAAGAGCGGCAGUGGAGAAAAAACAUCUUCACAUAAAGCUAGUUCUAGCAGUCACCAUUCCAAAGAGGUGGACAAAAAGAUAACAGCAAAGCUGACUGAUAUUCCAAAACGUACGCCCAAGCGUACUCGUGGUUCGAUGUCAUUAGAAUCUAAUAGCAGUCCAUCCACAACACCGCCGCCAAUGCAAAGCAGUAAAAGGCGGCGUAUUUAAAUGCCAAAUACAAUAACAUACAUAAAAGUAAUAUUAAGAAUCUUUGAACAGAAGUGUAUUGUUCACAAUGCCCAUUAGAAUGCAACUGGUCUAAACCAGGGAGUUAUCAUUUACAUUUAUAUACACUUAUGCUUAUACGUACAUACAUAUAUGUACAUACAUAUGCAUGUUUAAAGAUUAUUUAAGUUUUCUUUAUAAAUAGUUCCUAAGUUCGUCAAUCAAUAAAAAAUGUUGAUUUAAUUUUCAAAAUUUGCUAACUUUAAUAUUGUCAAAAGCUUACCCAAUUAAUAUGUAAUAUGAAAGUAAAAUACAUUAAGAUAAUAAACCACAUGUUGCAAUUUAUUUGCCAAACGCUACAAACA